This is a messenger RNA of Quercus robur (English oak), 2255 nucleotides long. RefSeq names its product cysteine-rich receptor-like protein kinase 10. NCBI's taxonomy places the organism in Eukaryota, Viridiplantae, Streptophyta, Magnoliopsida, Fagales, Fagaceae. Gene Ontology annotation, molecular function: protein kinase activity; ATP binding. The annotation marks the transcript as partial. The record is from RefSeq and is a predicted model, not a curated record. The transcript is spliced from 7 exons. Gene Ontology annotation, biological process: protein phosphorylation.
CACCCCAAAUUUCCCAGACUCCUUUUGUGUCUUUGGCUAAUUACCUUGCUUAGCCUCACCAGUAGUACAGAAUCAGCACCCGAUUACAGCGCUGACUACUGCGUCAACACAACGUUGUUCUCCGCCAACAGUACCUACCAAACCAACCUCAACCUCAUCCUCUCUUCUCUUACCUCAAACUCCACAGACAACAGUGGAUUCCACAACGCCUCAGCUGGAGGGAACACUCCUGACGAAGACGUGGUCUCUGGUCUCUUCCUCUGUCGUGGCGACGUCAACACCACAGUCUGUCAAGACUGCGUUGCCACUGCAAAACAAGAGCUAUUACGGCGGUGUCCUCUAAACAAAGUCGCUAUAAUGUGGUACGAUGAGUGCCUUUUGCGUUACUCAAACCAAUCCAUCCUCGCUACCAUCAACGAAGUGCCUGGGUUUGACUUGCCCGGUUCGCAGAAUAUCACAGAGGCGGAGAGUGAUCGGUUUAACGAUGUGUUGGCCAGCGCGAUGAACUCUUUGGCGACGAAAGCGUCGAACUCUAACUCGGACAAGAAGUUUGCGACGGAGGAAGAUGAGGUUACGAGUUCAAAGAAGCUGUAUAGUCUCGGGCAGUGCACGCCGGACUUGACUGUGUCUGAUUGCUAUAGGUGUUUUCGAAGUGCCAUAGGAGAUCUUCCUACGUGUUGUAAUGGAAAACAAGGUGCAAGAGUUGUGCUCCCAAGUUGUAACAUCAGAUAUGAAGUGUACCCAUUUUACAACAUCACAUCUGCUUCGCCUAUACUUCCUCCGCUUGCUCCACAAGGAGAAAAAAAAUUGUCGUCGCUAACAAUUGUUGCCAUUGUUAUCCCAAUUGCUGUUUCUGUGGUUCUUCUCUUCAUUGGCUGUUGCUUCUUUUGUCGGAGAGCAAGGAAGAAGUAUAAUACUUUACCAGACGAAAAUGGUGGAGUCGAAAUUACAAAUGUAGAGUCCUUGCAGUUUGACUUAGAUAUCGUUGAAGCUGCCACAAACAAGUUCUCAGAGGAUAAUAAGAUAGGUGAAGGAGGAUUUGGUGCUGUUUACAUGGGUACCCUUCCGAAUGGACAACAUAUAGCUGUGAAAAGAUUAUUGGUAAGAUCUGGACAGGGCGCAGUAGAAUUUAAAAAUGAGGUUGUAUUGGUAGCCAAGCUUCAACACAGAAAUCUAGUGAGACUAUUAGGAUUUUGCUUGGGAGGAGAAGAGAAGAUACUCGUCUAUGAAUAUGUUCCCAACAAAAGCAUUGAUUACUUUCUAUUUGAGCCAUCAAAGCAAGGAGAAUUGGAUUGGUCAAAACGUUACAAGAUUAUAGAAGGAAUCGCCCGAGGGAUUCUUUAUCUUCAUGAAGAUUCUCGACUUAGAAUUAUUCAUCGUGAUGUCAAAGCUAGCAAUGUUUUGUUAGAUGAUGAUAUGAACCCAAAAUUUUCAGAUUUUGGCAUGGCAAGGAUAUUUGUAGUAGAUCAAACUCAAGCGAAUACAAAUAGAAUUGUUGGAACAUUUGGUUAUAUGUCUCCGGAGUAUGCUAUGCAUGGACGAUAUUCUGUGAAGUCUGAUGUGUUUAGCUUUAGAGUCUUAGUUCUAGAGAUUAUAAGUGGCAAAAAGAAUACCCAUUUCUAUCAAUCAGAACUUGCUGAAGACCUAUUGAGUUAUGCUUGGAAACAAUGGAGGAAUGGAACACCCUUGGAAUUGUUGGAUCCCUCUUUGAGAAAUUCUUAUUCAAGAAAUGAAGUUAUUAGGUGCAUCCAUAUGGGCUUGUUAUGCGUUCAAGAAAAUCCUGCACAUCGACCUACAAUGGCAACAAUAGCUCUCUUGCUUAACAGUUAUUCUGUUACGCUACCAUUACCUCAGCAAUCGGCAUUUUUGCAUCGAAGCAGAGCAAAGCUAAACAAGCCAAUAACGGAGCUUGAGUCUGAUCAGCAUACAAGCCAAUCAAAAGGAUGGUCUGUUAAUGAAGCAUCAUUCACUGAAAUAUAUCCUCGAUAGUUUGACUAGACAAGAUGCUUUUCAAAAUCAGUAUGUAUUAGCAAGUGGUGGAACUUCUAUUCCGGUUCUCAGAUAGCCCUUGUUUGUGGACUGAAAACUGUAAACAAUCGUAAAUAUAAGUUCCCUGUUAAUUAGAACUGACAUCAGUACGAUAUCAAAGUUGAGUGUCAAUUGUAUUUUUCAUAUGGUAGGUUAAUUUUGGAUGGGGGUGAAUGGCACUUCCUCAAUAUUCCAUUCUCAUCAUGGUGGAGGAUGAGGUAUUUUAA